UCCGGUUGUGGGGUGACGUGUAUUUGCACACGAGCCGAAGACAAAGCGAGUUGUGUGCUGUGCGCAGCGCUGUUGGAAAAAGGGCGCUUUGAUUCGAUCGUGCUGAGCAUCGCUCGCUCCGGUGACCAUGUCCCCUGCCUGGGCACACCUCCUGGCAGUUACAUCACUGGUGCUGUUUGGGGCGUGCUCGGUGGGAGCGAGUGCUGACUGUGGCCCUGUUGCAGUGGAGACAGACAUCCGGCUGGCAGAGCAGACACAGAAGCAGCACCUGCAUGCACUCUUCCUGAAGUACGGACAGAAUGGCAGCAUAUCAUUGGCUGGUCUUCAAAGACUGCUGGAGGGAGUGGGGCUAGACCGCAUCAGGAAAGUAGUAGUGCAGCACCAUGGAAAUGAACACAAUCACACACACUCACAUUCACACUUACACCCACAUGCACAUAAACACACCACACAGACGCACUCAGUGUCCAGCAAGAAGGAGAGUGACGGUUCUCAUGUUGAAAAGAGUGACUCCACCCCCAACAUACAUUCUGAUUCCGUUUCUGGAAAGAAGAGCCAAUCAGAUGCUCACCAUAAUCUUUACAUGAAGAGAGCUCCUGACUCGACUGCACUUUUGACCACACCCUCUUAUGCCACAAAGUCCCGCAGAGCGAAUCGCAGUGCAAACUACAACCUCAUGCAGGACGCUGACUCCCCUCAGUCUAAUUCAACACACUCUAACCAGACUGAGAACUUGUCCGCACAUCACCUGGAUAACCAUGAGCAUGAUGAUCAUGAGCAUGAUCAUAUCCAGACCAGCCUUAACUACAGUCAAGAGUGCCAGAAUGCCACUACUAUUUUGCAGUCCCAUGGCAUGUCCCAAGAAGUUAUCCUCUCUGUACGAGACUUCAGUUUCCUUUGCCCUGGCCUCCUUGCACAGAUUGAUUCCAAGUCCUGCCUUCUGCAUCCUGAGAACCAGUCAGAUUAUAAAAAUCACUGGCACCAUGAUGAUCAUCAUCACCACCACCACCACCACCAUCAUCAUCAUCUACCCAGUGACAAAACACACAAGAGUUCUCCCAUUCAGAUUGCUUGGAUUGGUGGGUUUCUCGCCAUCACUAUAAUCAGCUUGCUGGCUCUGGUGGGCGUGGUCUUGAUUCCACUCAUGAACAGAGUCUGCUUUAACUUCCUGCUCAGCUUCUUGGUUGCCCUUGCUGUUGGCACACUUAGUGGAGACGCCUUCCUGCACCUUAUACCACAUUCUCAGGGUCACCACAAGCAUCACCAGGAGGCCAGUGAGAGCUUGGAGCACAGUCUGCAUGGAGACGAUGAGGAUUCUUUGAAGCCUGUUUGGACAGGACUGACAGCGCUGGGCGGAGUCUACGUCAUGUUCCUCAUUGAGCACUUCCUGACCCUUGCAAAAAUGUACAAAGACAAAAAACAGAAGGUGCAGAGAAGGGCAGACUUGGCUAAUGAAAUUUUGGAGUCAGAGAAACUGCCAGCUCUAGAAGACCAUGAUGUUAAACCCCUGGAUGACGCUGGGGCAAAUGGUAGGCAUGCAUGUGGACUCAGCUUACCUGAGGAAGAGGAAGUAAUGUUAUCUCAAAGCUGCUACACAGAUGAAGACUGUGAGAAUAAGUGCCAUUCCCACUUCCAUGACACGGUUGGCCAGUCAGAUGAACAGCACCAUCAUCAUCAUGACUACCACCAUAUUUUGCACCACCACCACUCCCAGAAUCAUCACCCGCACACUCACACACAUCGACACACGCAGUCAUACUCUGUCCAGCACUUUGAGCAUGCUGGGGUUGCCACCCUUGCUUGGAUGGUUAUCAUGGGAGACGGCCUGCACAACUUCAGUGAUGGACUGGCAAUAGGAGCAGCAUUUACAGAAGGUUUGUCCAGUGGUCUCAGCACAUCAGUUGCUGUAUUCUGCCACGAGCUUCCUCAUGAAUUGGGUGAUUUUGCGGUCUUGCUUAAGGCUGGGAUGACUGUGAAACAGGCAAUUCUCUAUAACCUACUCUCAGCCCUAAUGGGCUACCUGGGGAUGAUUACGGGGAUUCUGAUUGGCCACUAUGCAGAGAAUGUAGCCAUGUGGAUCUUUGCUCUUACAGCUGGACUCUUCCUGUACGUCGCACUGGUGGACAUGGUCCCGGAGAUGCUGCAUAACAAUGCCAGUGAGGCAGGGUUCAGUCACUAUGGGUUCUUUGUCCUGCAGAAUGCUGGCAUACUGCUGGGUUUUGGCAUUAUGCUCGUCAUUGCAGUGUUCGAACACAAGAUUCAACUCAGCAUAGACUUCUAAAUCCAUGAUGAUCAGUCACACCAAACCUAGUUGGUAGCUCCUAGGAUGAUACUUAGUUCCUUAUCAAUCCAUGACAGCAGAAUGGACAGUACCAUUGGCCAGUAGCCAUUUUCUGCUCUUACACUUGGCUGACCAUAUAGACAUUUUGCUGGGAACAGUCAAUUGAGGACAAAUGGGUAUUUUGGAACUUAAUAUAAUAAUUUGGUGAUUCAUGGAAAUCAGGUCUGUGACUUUAGUAGUUCAGGAUGCUCAGUUCAGUGAGUCCAUAAUCACCUGGUCAUCUCAGUCUGCUUGAUGUGUUCAAUGUGGUUUGCUCAGUUUUUUUUUUCUCUCGCAGAAGUUACAUUGUGGCUGUCAAACUUAGUCAUGCAGUGAAUAAUUUAUCUCCAGUUUAAAUAACCCUUAUCCCUGUUCAGAUACUCAGCAGUCAUGAUAGCCAGUCACAAACACUGACUAGAGUCUGUAAAUAUCACUGGCAUUCUGUAUUCACUUUGCCCUUCAUUCAUUCCAUCAGUGCAUCACUUAUCUUACUGUAUUUUUAUUGUUACUAAUGUCCAUUGUGGCAGCUUGUGUAGCAACUGUUAUUAUACAUGUUAUGUGUUGUUGAAUGUGCACGUGUACUUGUAUAAGUUUGGAGUAUGAUGGAAUUUCCUGUGUUUCACAUUCCAGUAAAGAUUCAGAGAAUCUCUGCGAGGUCUCUUUUUUCA
Pygocentrus nattereri (red-bellied piranha) is the source of this 2988-nucleotide messenger RNA. RefSeq names its product solute carrier family 39 member 6 (gene slc39a6). Gene Ontology annotation, molecular function: zinc ion transmembrane transporter activity. The coding region runs from base 128 to 2281 and encodes 717 amino acids. Gene Ontology annotation, cellular component: membrane. The transcript has 11 exons. Gene Ontology annotation, biological process: zinc ion import across plasma membrane; intracellular zinc ion homeostasis. The record is from RefSeq and is a predicted model, not a curated record. NCBI's taxonomy places the organism in Eukaryota, Metazoa, Chordata, Actinopteri, Characiformes, Serrasalmidae.